Molecule: messenger RNA, 1925 nt
Organism: Juglans microcarpa x Juglans regia
Lineage: Eukaryota; Viridiplantae; Streptophyta; Magnoliopsida; Fagales; Juglandaceae
Product: E3 ubiquitin-protein ligase AIRP2
Exons: 4
Coding region: 361-1215 (284 amino acids)
Biological process (GO): protein ubiquitination
Cellular component (GO): cytosol
Molecular function (GO): ubiquitin protein ligase activity
Source: RefSeq, a predicted model, not a curated record
UGUGAAGAGAUGUACUAUUACGUGUGCUCCAAGCGAAAGCCAAGUCAGCCCCACCCCCUACCUCACGCUCUCUCUCUCUCUCUCUCUCUCUCGUCCCUGAAACUUCUCCAAAGUGCAUGAAUUUCUGGCACAGAUGCGAGGUAGUUAAGCCCGAAAUACUGUCGUCAGGACGAAACGAAAAAAGGGAGGCUAUUUGGCGUUGGUUUAUGAUUGUGAAUAGUUUGGUAGAUAGAUAGAGUUGGGUUUGUUUUGGCUUGGUUGGAAUUGGUGCUUUUCAGCCUUUGAGGUGGGAGUGAAUGGGUGGUGGAGUGGGUUAGGGUUAUUGCGUGAGCUGUUGGUGGAUGAGUUAAGCUGAGAAAAAUGCGCAAGUCUUUCAAGGAUUCCCUCAAGGCCCUCGAAGCUGAUAUUCAGUUUGCCAAUACCCUAGCUUCUGAAUAUCCGAGGGAAUACGACGGUGCCUGUCUUCAGAUGAGAUUAUCCUACUGUCCAGCUGCUCAUUUUUUACUCUUUCUUGUUCAGUGGACUGAUUGUCACCUUGCGGGUGCCUUGGGUUUGCUUAGAAUUCUCAUAUACAAAGCAUAUGAAGAUGGGAAGACAACCAUGUAUAUUCAUGAAAGGAAAGCCAGUCUAAAAGAUUUCUAUGGGGUAAUAUUUCCCUCUCUAUUGCAACUUCAAAGGGGAAUCACUGAUGUGGAAGAGAGGAAACAGAGAGAAAUCUGUGCCACCAAAUACAAGAGAAAAGAUGAAACGGACAAAGGCAAGCUCUCUGAAAUUGAUUUAGAGAGAGAAGAAGAAUGCAGUAUUUGCAUGGAGAUGAACAGCAAGGUUGUACUGCCGAUUUGCAACCAUUCAAUGUGUAUGAAGUGCUACCGAGUUUGGUAUGCUAUUUGUCACAAUUUACUGGCGUUUAUUAUAAUUUAUGUUUUCAAUCAUCUGCACUAUGUUAUUCCUAUGACAACAAUAGAAGAUCUUCUACUUAUUUAUGAGAUGGGAACCAAAAAACCAGACAUUUCAUUCAGUUUUCUUAACAGGAGAACGGCAAACAAACUUAAAACAAAUUAUUUGAGAAGUACUGGAUGCAAUUUUGUACCCAAGGCCUGUAGCCUUUCUUUUUGUUAUUGCUUACCAACGUUUGAGACAUGUUGUCGAGAAAGUGAGCAUAUCAUCAUGUACUCACUGACAAGUACAUGCACAGAAAGGAAUUCAAGACUGUAAGCAUAUGGAAGCAAAACUAUACUAAUUCUAACUCCCCAAAGCCCAACCCGUUUCUUUAGCACUGCUCUUACCGUAAUCUACUGACUGCAGUAACUCCUUGAUGUGCGAGUCAUUAACAAAGUGUACUACCAAAUUCACCAUCUCACUCUUUUCAAUUGCAACUUGCCUCCGUAGAUUUACCAUGUUGUUUUGCAUCCUCGUUCAAGGGCUUUAUGUUGCAGAAUCUACUUUAUCAUGUACAGUUUGCAUGGCUCUAUUAGUUGCUGUAUAUCAAACUUUUUAUCAGAUGCACCAUAUUUUGUCCAGUUUGAUGAUGGAACCUGUUCCAUUUGUGUUUAUUGGGGGGAGGAUUGUUGUCCCUUCGAAAAGACCUCCCAGAAAUCAUGGUUCGCAUUUUUAGGAUCUGUUAAAUGCUUUCCCCUGAGAAACAUUAUGCUAUCAGCUUGAGUAACAGGUAAGUCUGAUCAUUAGCAACUAGGAUAGGCAUUUCAGAUGACGAAUAUUAACAUAAGCCAUGAUGAAUUUAUCAAAAGACUUGAUUUUUGCAUUAUGUCAGAUCUACACAAUAGCAAUCCAAACCUACUUUCUUAAACUGAUCAUGUUGUUUUGUUGUUUCAUGGCUGCGAUAGGCGAGCACGAUCCGAGUCGUGCCCAUUUUGCCGGGAUAGUCUAAACAGACUUGACACGGAUGACCUUUGGAUCUACAUCAG